AUGGACUUUUCUGGUUUAUUUAAAUUAGAUGUCCUUUUACAACAAGAUAUAGCAAACCACACUUUUUACGAAGUUGGAUUGAAAAAAUUCCUGGCAGUCUCUAAUAAUAAAGAAUUGAUAUUUUUGUACAUAAAUGCUCAGUCCGAAAGAUUCGAUAGUGUAUAUGACUGGGAUUUUGUUGACAAUCCAGUUUAUUGCAUGUGUUUUGAACCCAGCGGAACUUGGGUUUUGAUUGUCAGUGAUGAAAAAGUAUUGCUAGUGCCAUUUCUACCAUUAUUCAUCCCACAGUACACAUAUGAUUGUAAAUGGUCACUUUCAAGUGUCACAGUUUUACCUCUUCUCGAUAUACCACAACCGACAUCUGUUGUUUGGUGGCUUACAAAGGAAUCUGAAAAUAUUAUUAUCAUAUCGUCUAAGAGUGGAAUAAUAACUUUUUAUUCAUUGGAAUCACAAAGUGUUGUUGGUGAAACAAGAGUGUCGGGGGAAGUUAUAGAUUUACAAAUUUGUUUCGACGAUUCCCUUGACUUACUGGCUCUUCUGAUUUCCAAAGGACCCACACAGCAAUGGAAAUUGGUAUUAGAACAUAGAUCCCUCGGAUAUAACUGGCUUCAACAAAUCAGAGCUCAGAGCGAUAGAAAGGAUGGGUUCAUGUCUUAUAUCAAACAGUUGUCCAAAGACAAAAUAACAUUCUUUACACAAGGUGGAUCUAAAGGUGAUACAAAAAUUCAGACGGUCGAGUAUUUAUUGAAGCCAACUGAAUAUUUGCCUACAUUUCGUAAGAACUCAAACAGUUGGGCAUUAACAGCACAAUAUGUGAAUGGAAGACAUUUCUUGACAGCUUUUGAAUUAAAUGAAGGAAUUAUAAUUCUUGAAAGUCCAGCAGAAGAUACACCAUCGAGAACUCUAAGGCCUAAUAUAAAAAACGAUGGCACAUACACACAAGGAUUGUGGUCGCAGAAAAUAAUAUAUUUGUUGAAAAAAAAUCAUUUGGAGAUACACAGUACGCAAUUAUCACAGACUCAGGGUGAAGUAUUGUUAGGAGUGAAGAAAGAUAGUACAAUGCUUUGGUCGGCAGAUAUGAUUGGCGAUGUAAAACGGGCUUAUUUAAUGUCUGCUAAGGAACCAGGGUCAUUAGCUGGUGGAUGGAGAGUACCAACUUUCAUGUCGGAUUUGCAAUUGCCAAGAUUCAUGCUCGAACCAUGUCUUAUUAUAACCACAAAUGGUGCUUUUGUUUUAAAUACAGUGAGUUCUCCAUGCGAGUGGCUGGUAGGUCUGAUAGUUCGUGGCGGUUCGUGUGCCGAACAGUCGUGUGCUGCUCUCGGUACAGCUGUGCCGCCGCUGCUGCGGGCCGCUGCUGAUCUGCUGCUGGCUCGCGGCAAGAUAGCUCCAGCACACUAUCUCUAUUCGUUAUCUCGAAGUCCGGCAGAUGGUUGGGUAGCUCGCCUGGGUGUGUUCGGUCGUCUUCACGAAUUGUCGAUGUACAAACAAGCGGCCAACGUGGGAAGUCUGGGCAAUGCGGCAAUCACAGCCAAAUUAUUGGCCUUGCUUCUUAAGAUUGGCACUAAUUGUGAAGAUAAUUUUGAUAUGGAUGUUAAAUUCACAAACUUAAGUCCUGUGGAAUUUCAAGAGCUGUCGUGUGUAGCUGCGUGUAUAGGACUGUGGGAGUUUGUUCCUAUAUUCAGUAUCCACAGAGGAAACCCUAUUCUACUAUUGAAUGCCAUCAAAUCUAAAAGCGUUAUUUGCCGUGGAGCAAUUGUUGCCCUUUUGAAUCAAAAGUGCCUUGUACCUGUGUUACUUGAAGAAAAUGGCCAGUGGUUUUUUGAUUUCAUCGCUGAGAAAUGCAACAAAUUUGAUACUAUUAUAUUAAAGCGUUUGUGUCUAUGGUUGAAUCCACUUCAGGAUCAGUUGAGACCUGUCAUGAGAGAUCUUAAACAAGGAAUAACAUCCAUAUAUACGACUAGAAUGCUUCAGUUGAUAAACACAUUUAUGAAUAUAGCGUGUGUGUUAGAAUCACGUGACCCUAGAUUGGAUAUACAGACUAAUUUAACUCUUCAACCUGGUACAUGGGUCAGUUCGUUCACACCGAGAAGAUCUUUGAACUGUGGGCUUGGACAUUGGGGAUUGACUGAUGACGGAAACGCUAAAAUAAUGGCUGCAAACACACCAGUAAAUACGGAGUUAAUAGGGAAAAUUGUGGAUAUAGCCUGCGGAAGACAUCACACGCUAUUGUUGACCGAGAAUGGGAUAUAUUCUGCUGGUGAUAAUAGCUACGGUCAGUUAGGUGUUGGUUGUCGGUGGGGCGGAGCGAUUGGUGAUGCGGCCAUUGCUUCAGGGGAGCUAAUACAUGUUUCAUAUAAUUGGACGGCGCCUAUCAUUGUAAUAUCAGCUGGUCACUAUCACUCAGCGGCGGUAGAUGCCGGCGGAAGGCUCUAUACUUGGGGCGUCCAUGGACAAUUAUGUCUAGGCAGCGUUGACGAUCAAUACAGUCCACGAUUGGUUACAAAGUUGCAAGGAAGAAAGGUGCUGAACGUGGGCUGUGGUUCAUGUCAUACCGUGGUUCUGAUGAAGAACGGUGAAGUUUGGUCGAGUGGUGCCGGAGUGUUCGGACAACUGGCCGCCGGGUCAAGGGAAAAAAGUUCACUACCACUGAGAGUCCUCAUACAAGAUGCUGUGGAUGAUAUUGCUGUUGGAUACUUCCAUAAUCUAGCGUUGACCAAUAAGAAUCAGUUAUGGUGUUGGGGUUCGAGUCCACAGCAGCUUCGAGCGGCAAGUGCAAGACGCAACGAAGAAGACAACGAAGACUCAGACAGACAUCUAGCGCCGAGACUAGUGGAUACUAGCAACGUGAGAGGGAGGAUAGUUAGAAUAGCAGCCGGUUGGCACCACUCCUGUAUCAUUGACAAUACGGGUACACUGUAUACAUGGGGCCUCAACUUCGAUGGUCAAUUAGGGACCGGAGAUCGUAAGCAAGUUAAAAUACCUGUUGAAGUUAAAAUUCCUAUCGAAAACCAAAGGGAACCGAAAUCACCGGAUAAAAUAGAUCCCAAAGAAAAUACUAAAUGUUUGGUCGCUUGCGGCGGAGACUUCACUAUAUUCAUAGAUGACAAUGGAAAGAUUUAUUCUACAGGAAAUAUGCACUUACAGGGUAACAAUGAAUUGGAGAAACUUAAUAAUAGGAUCAUAAUGAUGAAGACUACGAAGAGGGUUAUCAAAAUACCGGCCGUGAGAAAUACUAAGAAGUUCGUAUUUCAAGCAAUAGACUCUAUAGAUAUCAUGUUCCCAUUCGACAUUGAUGACAUCACAAGGAAAGAUAUUGAACCGAGAAAGAAUCCUUUAAAUAAUAUAUCAGAUUUCCAGAACAAAACCUGGGCUGAUGACAUGAUACUACUUCUAAAACCAUGGAUCAACGAAGAAAUACUAUCCACAAAUAAAAAUAUGGCCGCGAAAUUGGCAUAUCAUAAAGAGAAACACUCAGAUUGUUUGAGAUUUAUGCUAGAGAAUCUUAAAAAUGAAGUGCAAAGGGACAAAUUAUAUCUGACGCAUCAAGAUACGGAGGAGAAAAAUGUAUCUGUAAAGAAAGAUGAACUGAAAAUAAUUAUCACCAACAUAAUAUCUAAACGUAUAAAGGAUAUAUCUUUGACGAUUUUAAACGAAGAGCCCUACCCGGUGAUAGAACCAAAUAUAUAUCAAACAUUGCCAUGUUGUUGUGACGAAAUGAAAUACACGAGGAAGAAUACAUCUGAAGUGAUGACAAAAACUAAAGAUCUUUCUAAAGAGGCGGCAGUAAUUAUAGACAAAUGUAUAAGCAUUUUCCCAGUCGACAGUGUACUUUGGGAACAAUGUUUCCGUCUAGCCAAAGAUUAUUACCUAGAAAAUGAUCUGAAUGUUGCUGAAUUGGAAACGGUUUUACGUAAAUACAUGGAAACCAACGCGACUACUAUGGCGGCAGCUAUAAUGUAUUCUAAUGACUGCGCUCAAUACAGCGAAAUAUUAUCCCCAAAAUUCUACUUGAAUAUGUGCAGUGAUAUAUUAGAUACAUGGGGUUGA
Danaus chrysippus (African queen) is the source of this 4047-nucleotide messenger RNA. The record is from the annotation of a GenBank genome assembly. NCBI's taxonomy places the organism in Eukaryota, Metazoa, Arthropoda, Insecta, Lepidoptera, Nymphalidae.